UUAUGUGAGCUCAAUCGAUGGUCGCCAUUGCUAACUCAAAUAUUUUGCACGAUUGCAGGAUAAUGAAGGCGCAGCGAUAUAUUGUGAUGGAAGCACUCGGAUAAUCUUUCUAUAACGUAGUACACACCGAAAUUUCAGUCGAUUUUGGAUAUUCUUAAGUGGUAAAAAUUGCAUUGGAAGUGGAGGAGAAAUUACGUUUUAGGAUCGACGAAACCAGACGUGGCUGGUCACGUGGGGUAACAUCCCUGCGCUUUUGAUUUGUGAACAACGACACCUUUUACGAUGAUACCAGUACAUUUUAACCCCUAAUCCUUACACCAUUCGUUUUUUGAAAUUCAUUAGAAAAUUUUAGCGCAGCUCGAUUUUGCUGAAUGGGCGUGGUAUUCUAUAAAAUCGGAUCUGUGUCUGUAGCAGAAGAAUUGGGGCUCCGCCAGUCACGUGCUUUAUUUGGAUAAUGUACACUCGCAUGCGUUGUGUAUUGAAAGCAUAGCACAACAAACUGGCAUGGGACUGGGAAGUGCUGAUUAGUUGUGUAACUUUGUUCGAUGUUCCGCUGCGCUGCAUGAGCUCAGACACUCCACCUGUGUGUAACUUAAAAGAUAGGAUCUUGACUGACUUGAAUAAAUUAUCUGGACGACUUGCCAUAAAUGUUAGAGCGUGUAUGUCAAGACCUUUGCCACUGAGGCUAUGUUGUAUGGCCGCAAUGGCUCCCGCGCUCACCGAGGCGGCUACCACACCAAGGGUUAAACUGCUCUCCCCACCCGACACUCAUGAGAAAGAGCUGAACGGUGGGGAUCAUCAGGCCCUUGUAGGAGAUUGCACAAUUACGCGAUCACCUGUGCAAAAAAUACACAACUUAGCAAAGACGAAGUUGGUUUCAAUAACCCAAAAAGAUUUCCUGCAAAACUCGAAAUUCAAAAUCCAUACCGCAGAAGAGGCGAAGUUAAUUGCUGGAAAGCAGACGUUUGGAACUUUAAAACUGGUUCACCCAAAGACGUUUAAGGAUUUACAAGAUUUGUAUCAGCAGAGGGAUCGAUUAUUUCUGAAAUCAAAUCAGAACGGAGACCUUUUUGUCACAGACAGUAUGAAUCAGGACCUCCUGAAUGGCACAGCAACAACAACGUCUACAACAGCUACUGGUGUGCCAGUUGGGAAAACUUCCAUUAUGACCAUGAACGGCAAGUCAGUUGCUCCAGAUAAGCCUGCGAUUUUGCUCCAGCAGAAGGUUCCCCAGGCCCACGCAGGGUCCUUGAACACAAAAACAACCAAUGGAGGUGUGUCAAAUUCUGGUGAAGUUGGUGAUGUCACAAAAGCGGGCUGUGGAGACAGUGUGUUGGAGUCCGCUGAUAUGCCCACACAGAUGCCAGUCGAUGGGUCUGGUGAUGCGGACAUUUUGCAUUCACCAUGCCCCCAAUCUCCUCAAGAAGACAACAUGAAGGAUUCUGUAAGUGAGGUCACCAGACGACAACGGAUGCAAGAGAAAAGGGCCCAGAGACUCCUGCGGCGCGUGAGACGGUUACAGGCACGUCAGUCUCACGCACACGUAUCGGACCAGUUGACUGGUUUGGUGGGACACCAACACAAAAGCUUAGAAUCCAUGGCGAAAUCGAUAAAAGUCCCGCCGACAAACACUGAUUACAAAACAGAAUUACUUCAGAGUGAAAACAUAAAGAAUCUAUCGACAGCAUCUUUAGUAAAUCUUGUCCGGAAGUUACAGUCAUCCCAGCCAAUCACAUUAAAGCAGAGGUUGACAAGUUCGCAAUCGGAUGCUGCCAGUGUGAUUCGAUUGGAUGAAGACUUCUGUGCUGAAAUCGAGAAAACGUCGAGUCAAAUGGUGUCGGAUAUCCGCCAACUCGAGACUGCACUUGAUUCGGAUGCGACGGAGAGCAGCUCGGGCGGUGAAAGCUGUGAUGAAAUGGAUUACGAAGAUUACAGUAAUUACAGACAAACGCCAUUACAUCGGCGAGCUGAAUGGCGAUGGGCACAAGAGCGAGCUGAGGUUGCGACCCGGUGGACGUGGUUACAGGCGCAAGUCUCGGACUUGGAGUAUCGAAUACGAACUCACAGUGAUAUUCACAAGCAGUUACGAAACUCUAAAGGUUCAGUUGUCCUUGGUGAACCACCAACGAUAGAAAAUCUCCUGAAGCUUAGUGUGUUGCGGACAGGUGGGAAAAAAUUAUCUCCGAUUGAGGCAAAGAUUGCUAAAAUUGAGAAACAGAACGAGAUGUCGCCGGUGAAUCUUUCUGUGUUGUUGAAUAAUGUUGACCACCAGGCUCAAAAAUUGACACAGUCUUUAGUCGGUAACUGUUUCUCGCCAUUGCAAGGUCCCGGUUUAAAUAAAAAUCGAACCACUAACGGAUACGUCGACACUCCGGUGUUGGUGAAUAAUCUGGAUACGCAAGACGGCGGGUGUGCAUCAAAGGAUGUCAGUGAUAAUGUGGAUAAUUCUUGUGUUGCGGCACGGUGUCGCCCAGUUCGGAGUUACCGGAAACGGAAGUUAUAUCGAACAACUGGAUUACAUCUUGCAAGUCGGAAGGCUUCGCGGCUGUCGACUGUUCGUUGUCAGUGCUAUCCUCCGUCGACACCAUGUGCUAUGUGUGGCGGUCGAUAUAACAAUACGGUGCCGCUCGAUUCCGAUACGUUACCGCCAGCUGAGAAGGUGGCGCUACUGGACAAUUCUUUUCACUCAGUGCUUUCAUUCCCUCAAGAUAUUCCGUUACAAAUUCACUUUGAGUCAUUGCUCAAGAGUGGCGACUGGCAGAACAAAUCGUUACACAAGCAAGUCAAGCAACAGCAAGCCGCGUCACCGUUAGAAAAGCGGAGAAAUAACAAGAUCUCACCGACUGUGGACCAUGUGCGGAAACAGAGUAAAAAGUUGGCCAAGACAGCCGUGUCAUUACUUUCUCAGAAAUAUCGGACGAAGUACAGUGAUAGAUCUCGGUCGCGUUGUCCUGUGUCGAAAAUGACUUUACAAGAAAAGCGGCAACGCCGACAGGAGUUGAAGCGACGGAAGAUUGCUAAGAAAUUAGCAUUAGCCAUGAAAAAGAAAGAAAAACGCGAGCGAAGGUUCUCGUUGCCAGCCAGUUACUACCACAAGACGCCGUGUUCGACAGCCAAUGCGAGUCCCCGUGACACGCCCCCGCCAUCAACGCCGGGUAGCGUCAGUUGUCCUGCAUCGUCGGCCAUGUUGAAGGAGAUGAAGGAACUGAUGAAGAAGCGGCGCGGGGAGAGCGCGUUUGAUAUCAACAAUAUUGUGAUUCCAUAUAGUAUAGCGGCCGCAACUCGGGUGACCAAGAUUGAGUACAAGGAGAUCAUCACUCCAAAAUGGCGCGAGUUGUCUGUUGAGAAUGCAGGUUUGGAGAGUCAUGUCAACGAAGUUACGCCGCUCCCUCCUGACGUGGAGACCAAAGAGACGUUGCCGUCUAAUGCUAACGGGAUGAUCAUCAUGAGGAAGGUAGAUGAAGAGGCAGAGGAGAUGGAAGAUUUGACUGAUGACGAGUUUGCAAUGCGCCAUCUUCGCUGUGAGAUCAAGGAGAAGAAGCGUUACAUGACGUACAUCACGAAAAACAAACGCAACCGUGGAUCAAGAACCGAAAGUGGUGCGGCGACCCCGGACCCAAUGGGGCAGCCGGAACACAGUCCAAAUGAACCGAACCUUGUGUCGUCAUUCAAUAGUGGUUUUGGGACUCCGCCAUCAACUCCGAUUGGUGGGGUACGGUUUGAAGAGGGUCGACGGCGAAGUGGGUCCAUAUCUUGUUCGUAUGGUUCUAAACGGGAACGUGACCGGUCGUUGUCCGGUGAUCAUCUUGAUCGCAUGUUCACCUCAACGCCAGAGUUUGAGGAAGUCCUGAUUCCGCCGUGGGAGCCGAGAGAAUUCCCAAUAUCAGAGGAGGAGUAUGAUGGUAUGAAGCGGGAAAUGGAGGACGUGAUAAAUCGGGUGCCGACGCCCCCUAUUGUGAUGGAAGAGAGCGAGAUGUUGCCGCCAAUGCAAUCUGAACCAGUCACACCGAUUAAUAGCAGUCCACCAUCGCCAUUACCGAGCACAUCGUCCGGGUCUGCAGGCGUUUCGAUGCUGGAAGAGGAUCCGAAUGACCCGGAAUGGACAGUUGUGUCGCCAGAGCCUCGGCCCAGGAAUAUCGUUCUGAAGCUGGCCAAGCGAUGAAAAGGUCUCGCAACGCCCCAGGUGGGUGUGAGAUUGUGCAAAAAGGCCUGGGCAUGUCGACUCCUGUCGGAGAAUUCUGCAGUUGGUUGGCCGGAGCAUGUUCAAACACGUGUAUAAUCCUCAGACCUGGUUUGGUCAUGAGAAAGUAACACGAGUGUUCAGCCAGUUACUUUAUCCCAGUGGUUACUCAUUCCAGUGCAGUGGUUAGGUUAUAAAGCUUGCCCCUAUCGGGAAUCGGUUCAAACUGGUUAAAGGCAGUGGUGUGGUGAUGCAUUUCGACGGUAAAAAGUGUUCUAAGGUUGGAGAAUACACACGAUUGUAUAGUGGUGGUAUUGGUUGGAAGUUUGAAGGGUGUGGAGAAAAGUAGAAAUGUCUUGGUUGAAGUGGGUGUGUAGUGUUGAAAGUUCGUAUCUACCAACAUAACAUAGCCAUUGUUAAUUUGGUAAUAUGAUUGUUAUGAGUUGUUCACUAAGAUCGUUAUGGGUUUCUGUCAGAAGUCACAGACUGUUGGUGCUGGUUUCAAAACAUCCUGACAUUUUCUUCGUCACAAGAAUUGUUAUUUUCCCUGAAAAUCAGAAUGCAAAAAUUGUACCAGCUAUGAUAACCAUACUCAUUGAGAAAGAACUGACUGGGAAAGAAAGGCUGCAACGUAAAGUAGCAAUAAUGGUACUAAGAUAGCCAUGGUAUGUUUUUUAAAAAUUGGCUGUCAUAGAAUUUUUAAAACGAAAAUGGGUGUAUUCCCUAAUUUUCCCUGGGUGUAUUCCCUAAUUCCCUAAUGCCAAUUUCUAAGACAUUUGAUUGGUUGAAAGAACAUCACAUGAUCAGUUUAAUAAAUGUUCUCAAUAAUCAAGGCACUGAUGAUGAAAAUCUAAUUUAACAUCUAAGUUGAUAUUAGCACCAAGUCUUCUGACACAACCCAGUAUCUACUUUUAGGUUUGAAUCGCGCACGUUUGUUAGAGCUUGUGAUAUUGGAACAGACUUGUGGAGAGCUAUGCAUAGAGCGUUAAUGAUAAUAUUUUAAUUCAAAAAAUAAUCCCGAAUCAUAAAUUGUAUUCUGAAAAUGCUUUGAAGUCAUAAUUCCCCAAAAAUUGGUUUAUUCCAGUUGUUUAGAGAUGUUGUUUGUUUUAAUUAGUUGUUUUUUUUCCAGUUUUUGCUUGGGAAGAAAAUUUUGUUCUGAUAUGUGAAGUUGUGCCUAACCAAUUGCAGAUCCUUGUUAAUACAUAUUAUAAAGAAGAGGGCAAGCAUAGCCAGGCAGGAUUUUGAAAUUCAUAUCCAGGAACCCAAAAUUCUUCUUCUUUACCUGAUAAUAUGUUGGUUAACAUUUUUUUCAUCAAUUAAUUUUGCAUUUAUCCAAGAUUUAUACCCGAUAAUGUGACUAAGUUAUUGAAGUGUUCAUAACAGAAAGUACUGCGCAUUUGGAAAAUUCAAACUCUCUUGUUAGGAUGCGAGCCUCUUGAAUGUACUAUUUGCACAUACGGUCUAGCCAGUAUUGAUAAUCCGUGCUUGUUAGAAGGUGUAUUCUCAAUUGGCUGGCUAUAACGUACAAUAGGAAAUUCAAAUAUAACUGUGUAAGAGAUGCCUUCAUUCAGGUUUCUAGCGUGUUCAUCGACACUGUAGAAAAACUAACUAUCUUAUGGGUUUAUACAUGAGUGCACUGUACUGUAGUACACUGUUAAUCUGUGUUUGGUAUCUAGAUUUUAUUAAACUGUCCGUGAAAACAUAAGUGCAUAAAAAUGAGCAAAAAUGUGAAGACAAAAAAAAGUGGGUUGUUGCCUCCGCUGUUAUGCUUUGAUAGUCAAACGACCUACAGCUGCCGCAUUAUUUUGUAACCGUAGCAACUGUUGUGUAGUUGCGUUAGUUACCAAGGUAUUUUUGGUUGCCAUAGCGAGUGUUCAUUGCUGCAGUUCUGAAAAAUUGGUGACCGAAUCAAAUAAUUUGGUGACAAGAUCAUGAAUAAUUUGGUGAUUUGGUGGCUUUCCAUGGCAACUAACUGGUUACAACAGCAGGUUUUUCACUCUGUGAAUUCAUUCCAUGGUGUCGUGUCCUCGCCUACCCUUUGUAAAACAUCAUAAUUUCUCCUUGUAUAUUUUUGCUUGUAUUCUUCUGGGGAAAAUAAAUGUGGCAAUUUGCAGAAUAUUAGAAUAUUCCCAAUGCAUUUGUUUUUUGUAUCAAUCAGAUGCAUUUUUCAAAUGACCUUUAAUAUGCCUAGUGGAGGUAAUAACCGCUGAAGAUAUAUUUUCCCAUAAUGGGAACCCUGUUCUAACUCUAGCAGGAGUGGCUGUUGCAGUCUAGAGUCUGUUUUGCAAUGAGAACUUGUAAUUUCCAGUCUUCUUGUCAUUGAUAUAUUCUGUGCAAUUCAGAUUCUGUUCUCAUUGAUUGAUUUGCUUUUAAACGCUGGAUUGAUUGAUUUGAUAUUCAUCUUGCAUUCAGGCAUGAUUAUUCAUCUUGCAUAUGGGCACGAUUAUUUGGCAUUUCACUAUGACUAAAUAAAUUGCAGACCUGACUCUGGACAAUGAUGGCUUCGUUCUCCUUCAUUCAUCCUGUGAAUUUAAAAUCGCUCUUGACUGUGUAUACCAGUGUACUGUGUAUGUUGUAUACACGAUGUAUUAUAUAUGUAUAUUAUUGAAUCCAUUUGUAAAAAAAACUGCAAGAAUAUGUUUUGCUGUUUGUAAAUAUUGACUUUGCAUAUGGGUGGAAGGCAUUAGUUUGAAUUGCUGUCACCCCUCGUGAACAAUGAAUCAAUAAUUUACUGUUUCAGUGACGCUACAACUCUCCCAAAUCGAGUUUUUUAAAAGCUGUCCAUGAUGCCAAAACUGCUUUGACCUCGAGCCACCUUAAAGGAUGUAUGCCAUUCAUGCUCAUCGUAUUUACUUGUGGUUCAGGUAAUUGGAAAUGAACAUAGCCAUAAUUGUGCAAUUCAUUGAAACUUGGCAUUUAUAGUAGUUGUAUAUCAGUCUCCACUACAGUAUAGUUGAAAUUUUCAUUAGUAAUUAUUAUGACAUAAUUAAAAAUAUUCAAAUUCAUCGAUGAGAGUAGGCCUUAAAAAGAAGAUGGUCAAGUUUCCUUUUUGUCGUGAAUAGUUUUAUCCACUCGAGAAAAAUGUGUGCAAGAAAUGUGAUGAAUUGAUUGAUUGAUAAAAUCAUCCUGCUUGCAGGCAAGGUUCUUUGGCAUCUUUUGUUUAUUUGUCCCCCUGUUUAUAUGAAAAUGGGUUGGCUCAUUGUGAACUCGUGGAUUGGUCAGGUGUGGUGGGAAACGGAUUAGGUCAUUAUUGUGAACUCCUGGGGUAGUCGGGUGUAGUCGUGCUUUCUGAAAGAAGCACAGCUUGUCUUCUCGCAAUCUUAGUCGAGAACAUUUACAGGAAUAUUUUGACACAGAACAUUAUAAUUUGUGUACUUGUAUAACUUGAGUGUGACUACGAUAUCCGAUGACGUUAGCACUUUGGGAUAUGCGUGUUCACUUGGUAGAUAUUUUCAGCAAGAAUAUUUUUCCAUGCAAAAUAAAACUAUUCCGUUUGUCUGCGUCCUAUUAUUUGAAUACAGGUUUCAAAAUCAUGUUUGCUAUUGGCAUUUUUGGUACUGUUUCGCGUUGAAAAAUAUUCCUGCUUCAUUUGUUCGACUUUUGGCUUCUUAAUCUUAAGAGCAGUUAAAUAUUCACUGCAUAGACAUGGUAACUGGCUGUAGAGGUUGCAUUGGUUGAUGUAUACCACUAUUGAUGAUUUUGUCUUAGCAAUAUUGGCCAAAAAGCACAUGACCCACGGAUGGUUAUACGAUGACAUUACAUGAGUUCAAUUGGCACUAAGUCCUGUUAUGUCAUUUACCAAAGGAGAAGAUGUAGAGUAGAUGUUGCAUUGUAGAGCGCUAGUGGUGUCACGGUGACAUUUAUAACAGCAUCAUCCUCCUGUCUGUGGUCAUGUGUUUGCCGUCCAGCAUGGCAGGGCCGAACGUCCUUGAUACCUUCCCCUGAUGUGCUUUCUAACUGGUCCUGCAAUCUGGCCGUGGAAGUCUUAUUCCGAUAAUUUCGAUUUUUGGCUACACUUGUACAGCUUUCUUAAUUGUUUGUUCUACUUCUGAAUUCUAGCAAAAUAUGCAGUUUCCUGGGUAUGUGAUGAGAAAACACUUUUCUUGCUUGACUAUCCAAGUCAUUUCCUCAGCUUUUCAAAUAAGUGCCACUUGACAAAAACUCGAGCACUGGCCUAGAAAUAUUAAUUUGGUAACAAUUACAUAACGGGGGGAUAAGUUUCCGUUGUAAGUACCAUGACUAUUGCAUCAGCUGCUUGAAGUUUCCAUGAAUUGAGAUUUAAAGGUAGGCUAUAUAAGCAGGAGCCAGGUGGGUCCAAUACAAUACACACAGUCACCAGUAGAUGUCUCUCCUACAUCAAAACUGUUCACGCUUGUGUGGGAAAUAUAAUUAUUGUUGAAUCACAGUCAACCCAGCCCACCUAACUCUGCUUAAUAGUCACCUUAAGACUAUCAGUUUGACCCCCUCGCUCCUGCCUGUAGUCCCCCUUAAAGAGCAGGCACACUGUAAAUGUGUUCUAUCCUUUAAAUGUGCUUCAAUUAACCCUUGAUGGACUCCCGAUUGAAAAUAAAAAAACUUCAAAGUCGAAAAAAUGGAAAAAAAUUCAUGCUGGGUAGCAGGUAUGCUGGCAUGUAUGCCAGAAAAGGGGUUAUUAUAAAAAAGAGAGCUUGUAAGAAAUGCACAUUUGCCUCAAUGCGGUUUUUUUUCUAGUUGGGCCUUAGGACGUUGACUGUAAAGGGCAUUAUUAGAGUAGAAAAUUACUUGAUGUAUACAAUGAACUGUCCUAUUUGGUGAUAGGGACAUUUUGGGUCCAUCAAGGGUUAACCUUUCACACUACAGCCAGUGUGUAUAUAAACAAAUAUCGUCUGUGUAUAUGUAUAUGUAUGUAAAAAUGCACGUCGACAUAACGACUUACGUUGACCACAUAACUUGUAUAUUGCCAAAUCGUGGCUCAUAAAACGUUAUAAAUUUGAUUUAAGGAUGGUGUCCUGGAAAUGAUAAAAUUGCCAUUGUUCACAUCCUCUCUUGUGGAGUUGCUCCAGAAUCAUUGCUGGUUCGUUUGGGGUCUUACUGUAAAAUCACAAAUACAUUCAUGCUUUCCGGAUUA
Messenger RNA from Lineus longissimus, 9287 nucleotides. Its product is annotated as KAT8 regulatory NSL complex subunit 1-like. The transcript has 7 exons. Gene Ontology annotation, cellular component: NSL complex. The coding region runs from base 563 to 4162 and encodes 1199 amino acids. Gene Ontology annotation, molecular function: histone acetyltransferase binding. Lineage: Eukaryota; Metazoa; Nemertea; Pilidiophora; Heteronemertea; Lineidae. The record is from RefSeq and is a predicted model, not a curated record.